AUGGCCAGGCUAUUUGAUCCUAAGUGGGCAGUCUCCACAAUUGCAGAGAGUCGAGACCUCAUCGAGCGCACGUGCUACAAGGAGAUUAUUGAAGACCUCCCUGAGCCUGCCCCUCUUCUGAAACUGUACGAGUUCCCUAAUGACAAGUACUACAAUGAAGGCGAGAGUGACCAUAUGUUCUGUGCAAUAACUGAGACCUUUGGUUAUCACUCGUCCAUGAAGGCCACACCAACAGCUCAGGAGCGCCCGGCAGCGCAAGAGAAGACGAUGAGGGUGUACCUCAAGAUUAAUUACCUCAAGGCGUACGUUCUUAUUGACACCGGCAGCACGAUCAACACUCCUUUCCCGUUGUCAAACCCUAUCACCCUACAACUGGGUUGUUCAGGUUCACAGUCGAAGGUUAACUACGGCGUGUGGCUGCCCAUAUCUAUUGAUCCCACCGUGCACAACUUUUACUUCAACGUUGCGUCUCUAGAUCACUAUGAUCUGAUUAUAGGGAUCCAAAUCAUGCAGGACAUUGGGAUAGUCCUGAACUUUUGCGACUACAUCAUUUGCAUAGGCCCCACCACCCUACAUGUGCUUGAAAGAGAAGGAGAUGGGCCUACCAAAUGA
Molecule: messenger RNA, 612 nt
Organism: Phanerochaete carnosa HHB-10118-sp
Lineage: Eukaryota; Fungi; Basidiomycota; Agaricomycetes; Polyporales; Phanerochaetaceae
Exons: 2
Coding region: 1-612 (203 amino acids)
Source: RefSeq, a predicted model, not a curated record